This is a messenger RNA of Ctenopharyngodon idella (grass carp), 3328 nucleotides long. RefSeq names its product GID complex subunit 4 homolog (gene gid4). Gene Ontology annotation, cellular component: extrinsic component of membrane; GID complex. NCBI's taxonomy places the organism in Eukaryota, Metazoa, Chordata, Actinopteri, Cypriniformes, Xenocyprididae. The record is from RefSeq and is a predicted model, not a curated record. The transcript is spliced from 6 exons. Gene Ontology annotation, biological process: protein catabolic process in the vacuole; negative regulation of gluconeogenesis; protein targeting to vacuole. The coding region runs from base 194 to 847 and encodes 217 amino acids.
GCAUGCUGGAUCACAUGACUCGCUGUUGAGCGCCUUCAUUCUGCUCUGAGGGACGUAACCGCGCGUCCUGCGGGAGAAACUCCGAAACUCACGCACUGCGCUGUCAGUGUCGCGUUUUCUUCUCUUCCAGGGUCUCGGAUAAGUGACGCUCAGCUGGUUGUGCUCGGGGACUUCCCCGCAGAAGCGAUCAAACAUGCCGGUCCGUACCGACUGCUGUCAGGGCUCGUCGUUGGCCUGCAUGGCCUCGGCCUCUCUCGUUCCGCCCCCGCCGAUCAAUACCCAUCAGCCCGGCGUCAACACCUCUCUACUCUACAGCGGCUCCCAGUUCCGCGGGCACCAGAAGAGCAAAGGAAACUCCUAUGAUGUCGAGGUGGUUCUGCAGCAUGUGACCAUGGAGGACUCGUACCUGUGUGGAUAUCUCAAGAUCAAAGGUCUGACAGAGGAAUAUCCCACCCUUACUACAUUCUUUGCUGGGGAGAUCAUAAGCAAGAAAAGGCCUUUUUUAACCAGGAAAUGGGAUGCAGAUGAGGAUGUUGACCGAAAACACUGGGGGAAGUUUCAAGCAUUUUAUCAGUACGCAAAAAGCUUUAAUUCAGACGAUUUCGACUAUGAAGAACUAAAGAACAGUGACUAUGUCUUCAUGCGGUGGAAGGAGCAGUUCCUAGUUCCAGAUCACACAAUCAAAGACAUCAGCGGUGCUUCCUUCGCUGGCUUCUACUACAUCUGUUUCCAGAAGUCUACAGCCACCAUAGAGGGUUACUACUACCACAGAAGCUCUGAAUGGUAUCAGUCUUUGAACCUCACACACGUCCCUGAACACAGCGCACCCAUCUAUGAGUUCCGGUGACACUGAAGUCCUCGCGUCACAGCAAGAGGGUGAAUCUGCAGUGGACAGAGGAAAUGGACAUGAGUGAAAGAGAGGAACUGUCUAAUGAUUACGCCAAGGACUCGGCUGUCCUCUCCCCUCAAAGAACGAUUAAAAUGGAGGUACAGAUGAUGGAGAACUCUUUCAAGAGACUGUACACAGGCCGAUCAAGCGAGCGGGAAUCGGGGAUUCGCAGCAGUGUUAGCGUUUUGGUUUUUCCUUUUAAGUUUCUGAGUUUUUAAUGCUUCUGUCCUCCGGUCAUCUUAGAAAACCAUUUUUAUCCUUAAGGUUUGGGGAUUAAAAUCACAGUUUUUCUGGAUGGAAGAGCCAAUUGUGAUACUUUUUUUUUUUUUUUUUUUUUUGCCUUGUAAUUUGAUAAAACAGCAUGGCCAAUCUAGAAAUUUUGAAAUUUGUUUUAAUUUAUUUUUAAUCAUUCUGUGAUGAAAAGACUGUAAAUGACUGUGGCCGUGUAUACAGACACUGGUGACGUCUUUUACAGACGUAUCAAAGAUUCAGUGUGCGAUAUGAUGGAUACAGAGAGUUGCUAUUGUCUGUGGCUUGCUUGGCCCUCGGACGUUUUUUAUUAACGUAAGGUGUAUCAUCAAAAGUCACAUAUAUAACAGCUGGGUCUUUUGCUUCUACAUGUGAUAUAUUUUUUAUUAUGAAGUGAAAUGGAGUCAGGUGUUUUGGCAAGAGGUAUAUAUUAUCCCAUGGUGGUCAAGCUAUUUGUAGAGCUGCUUUGGAUGAAACAUUUCUGAUUUAAAAAAAAAAAAAAAAAAAAAUCUGUUGGUAGUUUUACGCUCCUUGUUUUGCUAUGCAACCUGAAAAAUCUCAGCUUGUAAGAAUCUCAAGUAAAUGGAGGCUUGUUUUUGCCACAGAAUAAAAAAAAAGAAAAGAAAAUAGGUAAUUGUGACUUUUUAAUCACACAGUUCCAACUUUAUUUCUCGUAAUUCUUGGAAUUUUUAUUUAACACCUUGUUGUUACAUAUUUUUAAAUCAGAAUUGCAGUAUACCUGCGAUUUCUGGAAAAAAAAGUCAGAAUUCUGAGUUUACAUCUCGCAAUUCUAACUUUUUCUCAGAAUUCUGAGUUAAAGUCAGAAUUGUGAGAUAUAAACUCACAAAAGUGAGCAAAAGGUCAGAAUCAUGAGAUGUAAACUCAGAAUUCUGCUAAAAAAAGUUGGAAUUGCAAGAUGUAAACUCAGAAUUCCGCAAAAAUAAGUCAGAAUUGCGAGAUGUAAACAAAAUUGCAAGAGAAACUCAGAAUUCUGGUAUUUUGGUAAAGGGGAAAAAAAGUCAGAAUUGUGCGAUAUAAACUCAGAAUUCCAGUAUUCUGAUUAAAAAAAAAAAACGUAGAAUUCCGCAAAAAUAAGUCUGUAAUUUUCAAAAGUCGCAGUUUCCUUUUUAUUGUUUUAAGGCAGAAACAGGCUUCCAUGCAAGUAUCUUCUCACUUGUUCACUUUAAUAUUCACAGCUCAGAGAGUAUUGAUUGGUUUUUGCACCAGUGUCACGCGGCGUGUCGAAGCGCAAGGCCGGAGAUGCACAGACGUUGCUUUCAGUCCAUGAUGGAUAAGCAAGUGUUUUUAUUGGAAGGCUCAGGAAGAUUUUUAAAAUCAAACAGUCCAGAUGAUGGACAACACUGUUCUUUUAAACCACCCAUCAGCCUCGACUCGUUUUUGUUGGCCGUGAUCUGCAUCUUUUACAGUCUAGCAAUGCACAAAAUAUAACGGCUGAGGCUUUAAGGAAGCCUCUCGUGAGGUGUUGGAAGUUUAGGAGAAACAUUUAUGAUACAAUACCCAUGUGUGUCCAUUUAAGCUUUAGUCAAACCCUUUGCCUUAAAAGUCAGAGAUUUGUCUAUGAAACCACUUUUAUAAGCAUUAGUUUAAGCUCUGUACAGACAGAAAGACUUAUACGAAUGUGUGUUCAGGUUAUGAAAGUGUUUGAGGAGUUUGAAAAGAAAGAUUGCUGUACCUCAUCCACCAAAACCUCCUUUUUAAUUGUAGAAUAGUGAGUAUUUAACAACAGGUUCACACCACAUUUCAACCUAGCUAUGUUGUUGUACAUACAAAGUAAGACUAUAUAUAUAUAUAUAGGCUCAUCACAUGCCCAAAUCCAACUAUUAAUGCACAUUAUUUUCCAUGCAAAAUACCUAAAACACACCCAAUAAUUGGCAUUUUUUCCUAUUUUAUUUAUUUUGUUGUCCUUAACAAAAGCAGAAACGUGGUUUCAGAAAGAUGUUUAUGAAAAUGUGGGAUGUUUUGUUUGUUGCACCUAAUAAUCUGCUGCCUGAAGGUCAAAAUUUAUUUAAAUAAAUGCUAAGAAAAUGAAAGGCCACUGCACAUGCUGUUACAGUACAAAUGUACAUAAUAGGGCUGUUUGUGGUGUACACAAAUGAUUUAAUUCUCUACAAUAAUGAGUGAUCUUUUUAUUGGCACAAAAGGAUAAGAAAAUAAAGACUAUUGAACACA